Rhododendron vialii is the source of this 2809-nucleotide messenger RNA. RefSeq names its product cation/H(+) antiporter 18-like. The transcript is spliced from 4 exons. Lineage: Eukaryota; Viridiplantae; Streptophyta; Magnoliopsida; Ericales; Ericaceae. Bases 193 to 2646 code for a protein of 817 amino acids. Gene Ontology annotation, biological process: proton transmembrane transport; regulation of pH. Gene Ontology annotation, molecular function: antiporter activity. Gene Ontology annotation, cellular component: membrane; endomembrane system. The record is from RefSeq and is a predicted model, not a curated record.
UAUCUGGAACUUCAAGAGUGCCAUCUCUCUUCCGUCUUCACUACUCAAAAUCACAAUAAAAUCUUACAUCGGUAAAAAAAUGGUGGAAAUGGACUAGCGACCAGAGAACUUCUUCAUCGUUUUCCAAGAUUCAGGUAUUGAAUAGAGGAUUUGGAUCUUGUAUUCGCAGUUGGUAGCUCCAGUGCAAAAAAAAUGGCCUCAAAUGCUACAGUAAAAUGUCCAGCCCCCAUGACUGCUACGUCUAAUGGGGUGUUCCAGGGGAACGAUCCUCUCGAUUUUGCUCUCCCCCUGGCGAUUCUGCAAAUAUGCAUGGUUGUUGUUCUCAGUCGUCUCCUCGCUUUUCUGUUGAGGCCAUUAAGACAGCCUCGCGUUAUUGCUGAGAUUAUUGGAGGAAUUUUACUCGGUCCAUCUGCCUUUGGUCGAAGCCAAACUUAUCUGAACAAGGUCUUUCCACCAAAGAGUUACCCAGUUCUGGACACCCUAGCCAACAUGGGCCUCCUCUUCUUCAUGUUCCUCGUAGGCCUAGAACUCGACCCGAGGUCUCUUCGACGCACUGGAAAAAAAGCUUUAAGCAUUGCCCUGGCCGGAAUCAGCCUCCCUUUCGCCCUAGGAAUCGGUUCUUCUUUCGUGCUCAGAGGAACCAUUUCCAAAGGCGUAAGCGAAGCCCCGUUUCUAGUGUUCAUGGGUGUAGCCCUUUCCAUCACUGCUUUCCCCGUCUUGGCCCGUAUCUUGGCUGAACUCAAGCUUUUAACCACUGACGUGGGCCGUAUGGCCAUGUCAGCUGCUGCUGUCAAUGACGUGGCAGCUUGGAUCCUGCUUGCUCUUGCCGUUGCCCUGUCUGGCAGCCAUUCCCCCAUCAUUUCCUUAUGGGUCCUUUUGAGUGGCGCUGGGUUCGUCCUCCUCUGUGCAUUCCUUGUCCCUCCUGUAUUUAGAUGGAUGGCAAAGCAGUCCCCAGAGGGAGAACCGGUGGAUGAGCUCUUCGUGUGCGCGACUUUAUGCACCGUUUUGGCUGCAGGAUUCGCCACUGAUGCUAUUGGAAUCCAUGCCUUGUUCGGGGGUUUCAUCAUCGGAGUUUCGAUUCCAAAAGAUGGGCCGUUUGCUGGUUCUCUUGUGGAGAAAAUCGAGGAUCUCGUGUCUGGAUUGUUCCUUCCUUUGUACUUCGUGUCUAGCGGAUUGAAGACCAAUGUGGCCACCAUUCAUGGGGGUCAGUCAUGGGGGCUUCUUGUUUUGGUCAUAUGCACUGCUUGUUUUGGGAAGAUUAUAGGCACAGUUGUUGUCUCUCUUCUGUGCAAAGUGCCUUUUCAGGAGGCUUUGGCUCUGGGGUUCUUGAUGAACACUAAAGGCUUGGUGGAGCUCAUUGUCCUCAACAUUGGCAAGGACAAAGGGGUGUUGAAUGACCAAACAUUUGCCAUUAUGGUUCUGAUGGCUCUUUUCACAACGUUCAUAACAACACCACUAGUAAUAGCAGUUUACAAGCCGGCGAAUAGGACGCGUAGAUCCGCGUACAAGUACCGGACAAUUCAAAGGAGAGACCCGAACACGAAACUCCGAAUUCUGGCCUGUUUCCACGGCAAUGGGAACGUCCCCUCACUGAUUAACCUCAUCGAGGCCUCUCGCGGAACUGAGAGGCGAACAGGCCUAUGCGUAUACGCAAUGCAUCUCAUGGAGCUUACUGAAAGGUCAUCUGCUAUACUGAUGGUCCAUAAGGCUAGACGAAAUGGGCUGCCAUUUUGGAACAGGGGAGUCGGUCCCGAUUCCAACCAAGUCGUCGUUGCUUUCGAGGCUUUCCGGCAGCUGAGCAACGUGCAUAUUAGACCGAUGACGGCUAUCUCGGCCAUGAACAGCAUGCAUGAGGACAUAUGUGGAAGCGCUGAGAGAAAAACCGCGGCGAUCAUAAUUCUACCAUUUCACAAACACCAAAGGCUUGAUGGGCAGUUGGAGACUACUAGGACUGAUUUCAGGUAUGUUAAUAAAAGGGUUCUUGAACACGCUCCGUGCUCAGUCGGGAUUUUGGUGGACCGUGGGCUCGGUGGGGCUACUCACGUAUCCGCAAGCAAUGUUGAUUCAGUCAUAUCGGUUUUGUUCUUUGGUGGACCGGAUGAUCGUGAAGCGCUUGCCUAUGGGGCACGAAUGGCUGAGCACCCUGGCAUAAGUUUAGUCGUUAUUCGGUUUCUAGUAAGCCCCAACGCUGUGCGGGAGAACAUAGCGCUUGAAAUCCCCGAAGCCGGAGGCUCUAGCGAUGAAUUAAGUUCCCGAGACGAAGAAUUUAUUGGCAAAAUCAAGGAGAAAAUAUCAAGGAAUAGUUCGAUCAAGUACGACGAGAGAGUAGUGAGUAGUGCUGCAGAAGCUGUUGGGAUCAUACGGGAACAAAGCCGGUGCAAUCUGUAUCUGGUUGGACGAAUGCCAGUGGGUCAGCUAGUUGCAAACAUGAACCGGAAUAGCGAUUGCCCCGAGUUGGGACCGGUGGGUGGGUUAUUGACCUCGCCGGAUUUCCCGACAGCAGCAUCAGUGCUGGUGGUGCAACAAUACCAUAGCGAAUUGUCAUCGAGUUCAUUGGCUUCGCUGAAGGUGGGAGACGAAGAACAGGAGAUGGCCGAGAGAGACGAAGAAGAAGAGACAACCGGGAGAGAUUCGGAUACGAAUUGAACCGGGUUUGGAUUUGAUUUCAAUGUGCAACACUUUAGGAAGAAAAGAGAGAAAAUGUUGUGCAGUUUCAAUUCUGUUGUAUUGUAAGCCUGGGUUUUGUUUAUAUACUAUAUAUAAAAAUGAGAAGCCCAAAGUUUGAAAUUAACCAAAGUUUCGUUUCUCA